AUGAAAGUUGUGUACAAAUUUAGUUAAAUACAAAAGAAUUUUUACAACKUUUUUCGGUGAAAAAUGUGACAWACGUUACGAGGCGAAUAAUUUGUUUACAUUUCGGUACAUUAGCAUAAGCACAUGGCGUUUUAACCUAACUAUCGGUGAAUUAGCACUGAAUAUUGAAACAACAUGGCAAAAUAAGCAUUCAGCAAUUCUGAGCUUCCUAUAUGGAAUGCUCUUUGMGUCAAAUGGUUUUAAAAACUCCAAAAUUUUAGAGAGAUGAGCUAUUAAAAUUUAGCGCUUUUGAGCUCUUUACAUGUAACUUAUUCGAAAUUAAGUUAUUUUGUUCAUAAAACGAUGUGGCAAUAAAACAUAACAUARCAUAACUGUGUAACUGUUCAAACUUUCCUUUCUUUUCAGUGUGGUCAUGGCGAAACGUGAGCUUUUCAUAUUCAGAAAAGAACAUGAUCUGCUUCUAUUAAGGGAGGUGUUGGUAGAAAUGCCUUAUCAGUUUAAAAGUGGUUCGAAAGARAKGGGGCUAGCCUGGGAUAAGAUUGCCAACAAUCUCAAUCAAGGGAAUAUGAARGUUASCAAACGUUCUUCCAGGGAAAGAUUCCAAAAAUUACACGCUGAUUUUAAGAAAAAAGAGUCCCAAGAAUUGAAGUCAAGUGGCGAUGAGGUAGAGUUUGAUGAAGUACAUCAAGCGUUGACUGAUAUAAAUGAUCUUAUGAGAAAUUAUGAAGAAGAGAGAGGAGAAAAAGAGGAUAGGCAAAAGCAGCAAGCAGAAGAGAUGAGGAAGAAAGCUUCUGAGAAGUUGAGCGAGACGAAAAAAAGGAAACAAAUGAGCAGUGCCAGUGCUGAAGAUGAGGAUGAUGAUCAUGAUGAAGAAAAAAUAACUCCUAAGAAAAAAAGAAACAACAUCACAGACCUCCUAGAACAGUCAAUGGAAAGAAAGGUCAAAGAGAAUGCAAAUCAGGUAUCAUUAAGGCAGAGGGAGCUGGACAUUAGGGCUGAAGAAGCAAAGCAACAGCAGCAGUUUCAAGCAAUGCUACUACAACAGCAACAACAGUUUCAGCAACAAUUACACCAUCAUCAACAACAACAGCAACAACAACAGCAGCAACAACAAUCUAUGCAUAUGGCUUUGAUCAAUACACUCUCUCAGCUACUUAAAAACAAUAAAUAAAACUUGUCAAAACUCAUAUGGCAAUUAGAUAUUUUUUAGUAUAUCUACAUCUCAUGACUUUGAUAUAUUUCAUUUAUCAUUUAAUCAUUUGUUAACAAUAAAGAAUAUUAUAACACWUUUUKAGGAAUAUGUAUUUCUCUAUUCCAAUUUACUUCUUUAGUUCAUGUACAUYAACAGUGCUUUGUAAUAGUUGCAUUGUAUA
Molecule: messenger RNA, 1373 nt
Organism: Exaiptasia diaphana
Lineage: Eukaryota; Metazoa; Cnidaria; Anthozoa; Actiniaria; Aiptasiidae
Product: UPF0746 protein DDB_G0281095
Exons: 1
Coding region: 413-1171 (252 amino acids)
Source: RefSeq, a predicted model, not a curated record